Linderina pennispora is the source of this 921-nucleotide messenger RNA. RefSeq lists its product as uncharacterized. The record is from RefSeq and is a predicted model, not a curated record. Gene Ontology annotation, molecular function: zinc ion binding; DNA-binding transcription factor activity, RNA polymerase II-specific. The transcript has a single exon. Gene Ontology annotation, biological process: regulation of DNA-templated transcription. Bases 105 to 770 code for a protein of 221 amino acids. NCBI's taxonomy places the organism in Eukaryota, Fungi, Kickxellomycota, Kickxellomycetes, Kickxellales, Kickxellaceae.
UUUUGUUGACUCCACACGACCCCAUCUUCCUUAUUUCCCCGUUCAUAUUAUCCUUUUUCCCACCUAUCCUAUUUUGUUCUUUUAUAACCGCAAAGAAAUUCAGAAUGCAAAACGGCAAUCAGUACACAGACUAUCCGGCGCCGGCAGGAGGCGGCACGCAGCUCCCGCCAAUAAGCACUAGUCUCGGCCGCCCGCCGCCGCCCCGCAUGGUGGCACCGCCGCCCACAGUGAAGCAGCAGCACCCGUACAGCUUCGGGUUUCACACCAGUUCAGUGACUGAAAACGCACAGACGCAGCCAGAGCUGUAUACAGAGGUGCCCAGAUUCUACCCGGGUCCCAGCGCCCUGCACCACCUGCACCAGCGGCAGCGGCAGCAGCAGCAGCUCCACCAGCCCCCGGUAAAGCUGCUGCAAUCGUGCGACAGCUGCCGACGGCGCAAAAUCAGGUGCUCGGGCGAGAAAGCCAAUGUGCUCGUCGUGUAUCCGGUACCAGGAGGUGUGCCAUUACAGCCCGCUGGCCACGCCCAGGAGAAGGGCGGGCAAGAAGAUCAAAACCACCAGCUCGGCCACACCAAUAGAGAGCCCCCGGAUCCAUCCACCGCCAUCGCGGCUGCAGCAACACAAGCACGGAGAAUGCGAGCAGAAGCGUCGAGCCCUCGGAGGCGCCGUCGGGCAGUGGGGCUGCGACCGAGGAUGGCGCGGCGUGGAGCACCGAGGCAUCACAGAUGCGCAGGGAAAUCCAGGGGUUGGCAAGCAAAGUCGAUCAGCUGAGCGGCAAACUUGACCAGCUGCUGGGAUUGGCUGGCCACAAGCGCCCGCACGCCAAUAGCGUGUCCGAGUACGAUGAGGAGGAAGAUGAGGAGCAAAGGGCCAGUACAGCGCCAUCCGAUCCUAUGGCUGGGCUGGAUCCGGUAGACCAGCG